Onychomys torridus (southern grasshopper mouse) is the source of this 1275-nucleotide messenger RNA. It is a transcript of the gene Tectb, whose product is annotated as tectorin beta. NCBI's taxonomy places the organism in Eukaryota, Metazoa, Chordata, Mammalia, Rodentia, Cricetidae. Bases 286 to 1275 code for a protein of 329 amino acids. The record is from RefSeq and is a predicted model, not a curated record. The transcript has 10 exons. Gene Ontology annotation, cellular component: cell surface.
GGGGAGCAUCCGGGAGGCAGCAUCUACCUCCAGAGAAUGAAAACGGCAGGAACCUGAGCAACCGCCUGUGGCAUUAACCUCUCCAGAGGUACGAGCCAGGGACAGCACUCCGAUCACCCUAGGAAAUUUCCCCACAAGAUUGGAUGAUAACGUAUUCUUACCCUUGACUUUAACUUUCCAUUCAUAUUUCCAAUACAGAACAAUCGAGACCUGGGGCCUGGAGGGAAGGUGAGCAUUCGGCCUGUUCACUUUGGUCACCUGGCAGAGACCGGCUUUUGAGAAGCAAUGCUGGCAAGGGCCUUCAUCCUGUUGGCGCUCUUUGCAGAAGCCUCGGCAAAAUCAUGCAUUCCAAAUAAAGCAGAUGUCAUCCUUGUGUUUUGUUACCCUAAAACCAUCAUCACUAAAAUCCCCGAGUGUCCCUAUGGCUGGGAAGUCCAUCAGCUGGCACUCGGGGGGAUGUGUUACAAUGGGGUCCAUGAAGGUGGCUACUACCAGUUUGUCAUCCCAGACCUGUCACCUAAGAACAGGUCCUACUGUGGAACCCAGUCUGAGUACAAGCCCCCCAUCUACCACUUCUAUAGCCACAUUGUGUCCAACGACAGCACGGUGAUUGUGAAGAACCAGCCUGUCAACUACUCCUUCUCCUGCACCUACCACUCUACCUACCUGGUGAACCAGGCUGCUUUUGAUCAGAGAGUGGCCACUGUUCAUGUCAAGAAUGGGAGCAUGGGCACAUUUGAAAGCCAGUUGUCCCUCAACUUCUACACUAAUGCCAAGUUUUCCACCAAGAAAGAAGCUCCUUUCAUUCUGGAAACAUCCGAAAUUGGUUCAGACCUGUUCGCAGGAGUAGAAGCCAAAGGGCUAAGCACUCGGUUUAAAGUAGUCCUGAAUAGCUGUUGGGCCACCCCCUCAGCGGACUUCAUGUACCCCUUGCAGUGGCAGCUAAUCAAUAAGGGCUGCCCCACUGAUGAAACAGUCCUCGUGCAUGAGAACGGCAAGGAUCACAGGGCAACUUUUCAAUUCAAUGCCUUCCGGUUCCAGAACAUCCCCAAACUCUCCAAGGUUUGGUUACACUGUGAGACAUUCAUCUGUGACAGUGAGAAGCUUUCCUGCCCAGUGAACUGUGACAAACGGAAGCGUAUGCUACGUGACCAAACAGGGGGUGUCCUGGUUGUGGAGCUGUCCUUGCGGAGCAGGGGACUUUCCAGUCUCUGUGACUUCUCAGAUGUUCUUUAUCACCUCAUCCUGAUGUUGGGGAUCUGCGCUGUGUUAUAA